AUGGGAUGGGCUGGGGUGAACCAACCGCUGUGCACAAAUGGGGGUAAGGGUGGUGCAAUGUUCCUCAGCUCUGCACUGUGCUUGCAACACAUCUCUCAAAUUUGCCAAAUUGCCAACCGUGGACUGACUAAGACCUGCAUUUGCGCUUUGCCUAUGGUACGGUUGUCAUUCCAACAACGCAUUCUUUGCUGCAGCUCACACUGCGUUUCUUUGCGCAGACACAAGGCUCUUGGCAUGGAGUCCCCACUACAAACAGUCGAUUGGGGUCACCUGCCAUUCGCGGUGCUGGACAAUGUGCGAGAGCGGCUGGGCAAGAGUCGCAAAAGGCAGUCCGCCAUGGUGGCCUGCGCGCGCUUGGUCAACAGACACUGGUGCUACUGGGCAGCUGAAUCAGAGGUGGUGCUGAACCUGUCCGGCAGCCUUCCCUUGGAACUCAUGGUGCACAUUGCCAUGAAGCGUUUCACGAGAGUUGUGGGGCUGCUGGUGAAUGGGUCGGUGCCUAUGGGAGGUGACAUGCCUGGCAACCAUUUGUCCUGCCUGGAAAAGCUGACCCAUCUGAGGCAGCUGAAGGUCGUGGGGUCGUCGAGCCUGACGCAGGACAGCUUGGGGCACGUGGCACAUCUGCGCAGGUUGAAGAGGCUGACCCUGCAAGGGUGCGGGGGAGUGUCUCAGGGCUGCCUGUCGCAUUUGGUGUGCCUGACCGCGCUCGAGACCCUGGACCUGGACACUUGCGCAAACCUGUUGGACAACAGUCUGGAGCAUGUUGGACAGCUUACGUCCCUCAAGCGCCUGAGCCUGAUCGGUUGCACUAAGGUCACUGAUGCAGGCCUGGCCCACAUAGGCAGCUUGACUGGGCUGGAGUGGCUGGCGGUUUACAGGUGUCAGGGCGUCAGCGACAGCAGUUUGCAACAGGUGGGGAGCCUGACAGCCCUCAGAACCUUCCAUUUCGGCAGGUGUCCCAGAGCACAGAGAUUUCUGGCAGACAUCUCCAAAUGCAAAGCCCUCGAGUCGAUGAUUCUAUCCGGUUUCGAUUCCCUUUGCCUCGAGGACCUGAUGCAUGUGGCCUCUCUGAGGGGACUCCGGCAGCUGACCAUCCACAUGUGCCCUGGCGUCAGCGACGAUGGUCUGCAGUGCAUCGCGGGUCUGACAGCAUUGAAGCGGCUGGUGCUGCAGGGCUGUGCGGAGAUCACAGAUGCUGGCUUGGCUCAUAUCAGCAGCCUCCCCAUCCUUGAGAGGUUGACACUGUACAUGUGCCAGAAGCUGACGGACCAUGGCCUCCACCACAUUGGGCGGCUAACGACCCUGCGGCGCCUGAGGCUGGACAGGUGCCCGAGGAUCACAGACAAGGCGCUGGCACACAUGGGCAGGUGGAAGACGUUGGAGAGCCUGGAGCUGAGGGCGUGCGGCGGCAUCACGAAUAAAGGUCUGGAGCAGAGCCAGAACAUGAGGUCGCUUGUGCGGCUGAAGGUUGACUGGUGCGAGAAAGUGGGGAUAUAUGUUUCGGCGGUCCGGUGCUGA
Molecule: messenger RNA, 1518 nt
Organism: Ostreobium quekettii
Lineage: Eukaryota; Viridiplantae; Chlorophyta; Ulvophyceae; Bryopsidales; Ostreobiaceae
Source: the annotation of a GenBank genome assembly